AUGGCCAUCGAGGUGUUCGGCGUCUUUGCCACGCCCACCCUACGCAAUCAGCUGAUUGCCAAUACUGUGCUGGUGGCCAUGGCCACCAUCAUGGUCGGGUUGCGUUGUGUCUCGCGCCGAAUGCAGCACAGUGCCAUCUGGUGGGACGACGUCUGUGCCAUUGCCUGUCUGAUCCACACGUACGGCUUGCUGGCUCUGGAAUUCGUGUAUGCCCGCAUCGGAAUGGACCGUGAUGUGCUUGAUAUUCCGGUGCAAAACAUCUCUCUCAUCUUCAAGCUUAUGGUCCUCUAUGAAAUCCUCUACUACGGCGCCACGCUGCUCGCCAAGCUCGCCUACCUCCUGCUAUACAUCCGCAUCUUCGUCACCCGCGCGUUCCGCAUCGCCUCGUGGGUGUGCGUGGGCUGCGCCAUCUGUUACUGGCUCGGCAGCAUGCUGCAGGUCUUCCUGCUCUGCAAGCCCUUCUCCUUCAUCUGGGACCGCUCCAUCCCGAAUGGCCACUGCGCCAGCAUCGAAGUCGCAUUCACCGCGAUCGGCGUGUGCAAUCUGGUCACCGACGUGAUGAUCCUCGCGCUGCCCCUCAAUUUCGUCUAUCGAUUACACAUGAGCAAGGCGGCCAAGCUUGGCAUCUACGCUAUCUUCGGUGUCGGGUUCUUUGUCUCUGCCAUCUCCGCCAUCCGCAUCGACGUCAUCACCAACAUCAACGUCAACAAUCUCUCCGAGUCAAUGACUUGGGCCGUCUUCUGGAGCGUCACCGAGCCCGUCGUCGCCGUCUCCAACUCGUGUCUCCCCAUGCUCCGCCCCAUCCUGCAGCUCAUGUUUCCGCGACAACCUCGCUCCCGCCAGCCCGGCUCUUCGUAUCCCUCCCGCCACUGUCGGGCAGGCUCCGGGGCAGCAGGCGCAGCCAGCAACGAUACCGGACCAGACGAGAUCCCGCUCACGCUGGUCGACGAGGAGGAUUUCGUCGACGCGGCCUUUUGCCGCACGCCGAGCCUGUUUCUAUCGCCGAGCCCGGAACCCAUUCCUGCGAAAUCGAUCCCAUGA
Penicilliopsis zonata CBS 506.65 is the source of this 1041-nucleotide messenger RNA. RefSeq lists its product as hypothetical. Lineage: Eukaryota; Fungi; Ascomycota; Eurotiomycetes; Eurotiales; Aspergillaceae. The record is from RefSeq and is a predicted model, not a curated record. The transcript has 4 exons. Bases 1 to 1041 code for a protein of 346 amino acids.